GCAACUUUCUCACUUGAAGUAUAUGUUUGUAAGAGUAUAGAUAUGCUAUUUCAUGAACUGCUUGGCUAGUUAAAAAACAUAGCUUAACGAUAUAAAUCUAUGAGGUUUUCCACGUGGACAGUAGCUGAAAGAAAGCAGACAUUGCUGGAAAAGUCUUGGCGAAUUAAAAUUCAUUCCUAUAAUACGUGGGAUAGGUAUGUGUACCUAGUUCUAGUUUUUACUCUUUUCUAAUGCAAAAAACAAAACCGUUUUUAAUUUUAUUUUGUAAUGGUAAAGUGAUAUACGACGUUAUUUAUAAUGUGGUUGGGUUACUUAAAAGUCUAUAAUAUAAAAUCGAUUGGAGAUCUGUAAAGACCUUUAAGAGAGUUUUAAAAUUUGCUUAUUUGUUUUAUACUCGCUUUGCUAUGCUUUAGACUACAUUUGUUUUUCUUUAUUGGGUGGCUGCUCUCCAUCCAAGACUCAAUGCGUUCAUUACUGCGCUAUAACGCUAGUGGAGAGAGCAAGCCAGAGAAGGCGAGUCUCCACUUGAUCAAGGACAGUGUUAAGGUUCUGUUCCUGGACUGCUCAGCAAGAGGUCUAGUAGAAUUCCCCCUGGGUCUGCUGCAGCUGAAUAACCUGGAGGAGCUGCACCUGGAGAGGAAUCUGAUCCAGGCUGUACCUCAAGAUAUCCGCUUGCUACAGAAACUCCAGGUGCUGUACCUCCAAGAGAACUCUCUGAACCAUGUCUGCGAGGAGCUGGGGCAGCUGUCACAACUACGAUCCCUGGACCUGAGCAACAACCCGCUGGCCAGCAGUGGUCAGCGCCCCCUGCUGGCGGCGGUCCAAAGGCUAAGCGAGCUGCGGGAGCUGAGGCUGCAUGGCCUGGGUCUCACGGAGCUCGCCGAGGGUAUCUGCAAGACCCUCCACAAGCUGGAGCUCCUGGGGCUCUCUGGAAACAACCUGGCCGUGCUCCCCACCGAGAUAUCCAACCUGCGCUGCCUGAGGGAGAUCUAUCUGCGUGGGAACAGGCUGGAGGCCCUGCCCACCGGGCUCUGCGAUCUACCCCACCUGGAGAUCAUCGAUGUGGGCCACAACUCACUGGUGUCCCUGAACAACAAGGCCCGCGGGCACUCCUGGAGAAAGCUGUUCCUGGGUUUCAACGGGUUCUCCUCCUUCCCCAAGUCCCUCUGUCACCUUGGGCAACUGACCAUCCUGGACAUGUCGCAUAAUGGCCUGACCCGACUCCCCCGGCCCUUCCACAACCUCACUAGCCUGGUGGAGCUGGGGCUCUCCGAUAACCCACUGCGCACCUUCCCACCACAGAUCUGCUACCUCCCCUCCCUAAGGGUUCUGUACCUGAGGAACACCAAACUCUCUGGCCUUCACCCCAACCUCAGCCACCUCCACAAUUUGCAGGUGCUGGACCUGAGUCAGAACCGGUUUGCUGAGUUUCCGAAUGAAAUCUGCUCCCUGACCAGCCUGGAGCAGCUGUCAUUUGAUGACAACUACUUGAAAGAGAUUCCUGCGAGUAUUAAGGUACUGUCCAUGCUGAAAUGUCUUGGACUGACAGGCAACCAGUUUCCUUCCUUCCCGGAGGGGGUGUGCAGCCUGCAGUCACUGGAGAGGCUUUAUCUAGGCCAAGACCAGGGGCUCAAGUUCAUUUCUGUCCAUGAGGACAUCUCUCACCUCCGGAGUCUCAGGGAGCUGUACCUUGAGAACAACAGUAUUGAAUGUCUCCCAGAGUCCAUUGGAGACCUACAGAUAUUAGAAAUCCUGGACUGCCACAGCAACCGACUUACGACAAUACCAGAUUCCCUCUGCGGUUUAAAUGGUUUGACAGAGCUCAGGCUGCAGGGGAACCGGCUGAGCCACCUGUCGCACCGACUUACCAAACUGCAGAGCCUGAAGGUCCUUCUGCUGGAAGGAAACCCCCUCACAGACCCCCCCACAGAGGUCUGUGCACAGGGCUUGGCUGCCAUUAAGCACUACCUGCAGGCAAAGGCCCAUCUACUCACCAUGGCUACAAAGGUCCAGGCGUGGUGGAGGGGGGUGAUGGUGCGACGGAGGCUGGGGCCUUUCAAGUGUCUCCAGAGCAAAAAGAAAGGAAAGCAGAAGAAAAACAAAGACAAGAAGAAGAAACCUGGAGGCAAAGCAAAGAAAGGGCCAAACAAGAAAAAAUAAAGCAGACUGCUUCAAUCAAGUUAUGUUAAAUUGUGCGCUUUUGUUUUUUUCCCUUUAUUAUCAUUAUGCAAAUGUGCAAAAUUCAUUUGAAAAUUUUCAUUAAAAAUGUGUGCAUUACAAAACAAAGUUGACCAGAAAAUGUAUCAGACCACAAGAAAUGUGAACUCUUCCUUAUACAGUUGGUAGACUGUAAAAUAUGUUCAUGACUUGUAUGGUAUAUGUCUGGAAAAUAGAGAAAGUAUGAAAUAGUAAACAGCUAUGUGAAAUGUAAACAAUUGCAAUGUUUACAGUGAAACACCAUGCUACAUAGAACAUUUGUUAGACAUACAGCCUGCUACCAUAUGCUUAACAUAUUGUUACUGUUAUUUAUACAGCAAA
Messenger RNA from Conger conger (European conger), 2538 nucleotides. Its product is annotated as leucine-rich repeat and IQ domain-containing protein 4-like. Gene Ontology annotation, molecular function: protein binding. The record is from RefSeq and is a predicted model, not a curated record. The coding region runs from base 463 to 2160 and encodes 565 amino acids. NCBI's taxonomy places the organism in Eukaryota, Metazoa, Chordata, Actinopteri, Anguilliformes, Congridae. The transcript is spliced from 5 exons.